UUAUUACUGAACUCACUGUCGAAAACGAAUAUCUGCAAAAACAACAGGAAUUAACCCUGCUACAGGAACCAUACAAUGCUGCACAACGUUACAGAGACAGUUCUUUGCACACGAUUUGUAACAAUUUUAAACAGAUAAGAAAUACGAUAAAAAUAGAUGGCAAAUCACAUACUAUACACACACACACCCAAACACCAGCAUGUCCAUUGAAAAUUGGCAGUUUUGAUGCACUGUGGCAGGCUCAGCUCUCGCCCAAACACGGCAUUGCGCAAGGCAAGGCAUGCAGCAACGUGACAAGGAAUUAACAAGAGUUUUGCUACAAAAUAUGAACCACAGUAAUAGUGUAAAGGAUGAAACGAAAAAUAUGUAAAACUUACAUGACCCUCUUCUUCGCUGUCGCAAACAUUUACACACAUUUACACUGGUAAUAAUUAUGGUUAAACAAAACUGUGAAAUAGAAAUUAAAAGAAGGAGGGAAAAGGAUCCGAUAGAUCGUAGCUGUAGUAGGAGUGUGAGAAAACGGAGGAAUUUCGCAAUGCAAUCGGCCAUUUACGCUACCAAAGCAAAGGUGGGAGUAAGGUGUGGGAGGGAGGGGAAGGGGGAGUGGAGAUGCGAACUGAAGGAACUGGAACAAAAUAUAUGUAUAUGUAUCUCAAACCAGAGCAUAUAAGAAAUGGAACUGUUGUUGUUUUUUUGUUGUGUUUAUCCAAUUCUUGGCGUCCCUGACGUUAGGACCUAAAACGGGUUUCCAUGGCGACACACUCGACUUUGUUGUGUCUUCCCACUGCCUAGCAACGUGUGCGAGGGCAAACAUUUUACGUGAAGCUUCUCUUGCGUGUAGUGUCACCUAGCUGUUUUUCCAUCCAGUUGUGCCACUGCACGGAAGUAUGUACGCCUAGAUGGCGGAACUGCACAUCAUCGGUGAACUGCAGACGGCGUUGGACUUUGAGGAACCGAACCUGUUCUGCCGUUGGAGUAUCCAGUACGGAUCGCACUGGAAGGCGGUCGAGGGCCACACCGAGGGGCAGUCCUGCUGCAGUACGGCACGGAUCGAGCAGCGGUCCGAGUUCGGCACACCGAUCGAUCUGCAUCUGGUGACGCGCGGUCUCCAGGGUUGGCCCCGGCUGCACGUCGAGGUGUACGCGGUGAACGCACUGCAGCAGUACUGGCCGGUCGGGUACGGGUUCGCCUUUGUGCCGGCGAGUCCCGGGCAGCAUCGGGUGCGAAUCGCCACGUGGAAGGUGUCGUCGGCCCGGGUAGCCGACACGGUGCGGGAAAAGUUUCACACCGGUGGGUUCUCGCUCGCGAAGAGCGACAUCGCGUUUAGCGGGAUCGAGCGGUACAAGCUGCUGACGAAGACGGCCGGCACGGUGGAGCUGGGGUUGAUGCUGAUAUUUAAAAACUUUGCCGAAUAUGGCGUUGAGCUGCGUUGA
Anopheles coluzzii is the source of this 1433-nucleotide messenger RNA. It is a transcript of the gene B9d2, whose product is annotated as B9 domain-containing protein 2. The transcript has a single exon. Gene Ontology annotation, biological process: cilium assembly. The record is from RefSeq and is a predicted model, not a curated record. Gene Ontology annotation, cellular component: MKS complex. The coding region runs from base 900 to 1433 and encodes 177 amino acids. NCBI's taxonomy places the organism in Eukaryota, Metazoa, Arthropoda, Insecta, Diptera, Culicidae.